UGUCUCCCUUAUUUCUAUCUCUUUGUCUGUCUCUAAAUUCAAGACAAGUAUUCAUUUCUCAUUUUUAUGAGAAAAAAUAUCAAAGCUUUAAUAUUUCUAAUUCAUGGCAUAUUUUUCCUUUGAAACAUUUUCCACAACAUUUGUCUGAUCUUUUUUUUUUUUUGAGGUUCUAAGAAUGGGCGACGAGCUUAAGAAAGCAGAUAAUAAUAUCAUAUCAGCUGCAGCAUUUGUGGAAGGAGGAAUUCAAGAUGCCUGUGAUGACGCCUGCAGCAUUUGUCUGGAGGCUUUCAGUGACAGCGAUCCUUCCACGUUAACAAGCUGCAAGCACGAGUUUCACCUCCAGUGCAUCCUAGAAUGGCAUCAGAGAAGUUCUAAUUGUCCAAUGUGUUGGCAGCCCCUAAGUCUGAAAGAUCCUACAAGUCAAGAAUUGCUUGAGGCUGUGGAACAAGAGAGGAAUAUUAGGUUUAAUCCGGCAAGAAAUGCUACAGUAUUCCGUCCUCCUACUCUGUUGACCACCGGGAUGAGCGAGUCUGAACUCGAAGAGCGCAUUCUUCAGCAUUUGGCUGCUGCUGCAGCAAUGGGAAGGGGACACCAUAUUGGUCAACGAGAGGGCUCAAGAAAUCGGUCAUCUUCCCAUGGCCGUCCACAAUUUUUAGUGUUUUCAACUCAUCCUGAUCCAUCUCCUGCUGCUGAAUCAGAUUCUGGCCGAGCUAUAGCUGAUCCUUCUCUUCCUAUUACUGCUGUCCACAGCGACACUGAUCAAAGUAAUCAACUUUCUGCAUCAUCGUCUCGAAAUGUUCGCCCCCAAACAGUCAUACAAGGAAUAUCUGUUGGCGAUAGCUCUUCUAGUCCAUCUUUGGCAGAAAAUCAGCAUACAGCAGGACCAUCAGUCUUUCAGUCAUUAUCGGCAAUGUCAAUGAAGUACAGAGAAUCGAUCUCAAAGAGUACACGAGGGUGGAAGGAGAAAUUCUUUUCUCGAAGCACUUCUAUGGCAGAUAUUGGUUCCGAAGUUAGGAGAGAGGUUAAUGCUGGAAUUGCUAAUGUAUCUCGUAUGAUGGAACACCUCGAGACGCGAGAAAAUCGAACGGACAAUAACAUAGUGGAUCCUUCAAAUACUGAUCAGAGACAUAAUGAUAAUGUGGUUACUCAUAACGGAAGCAGAUUGAACGGAAAUAAUUCUACGACUUUUUCUGCAAGUUCAGCUCGGAAUUAAGUCAUUAUUUAAUCAGUCGCAUGGCAUUUGUCCUCAUCGUUUCAUCUUCGAAAGUUUUUAGCUCAUCAUCUCCAAAUAUGAUAUGUGAGGACGACAACAACAAUUACGCCUCAAUCCCAAACUAGGGAUGAUGUACUAUAUUUUUCAUGCCGAAGAUAUGUUGUCGGAUCAGAACAAGGAAAUGAAUAGCCAGUGAAAGAGAAUGUUCUUUUUCGACUACCUAUAAAAUUGUUUAUAGUGUGUAAACAUGAGUUGAAUGUUGAACAUUCCCUAAAAUUUGGCAUUUGGAGUUUGUGCUGGAUGUUCCCAUUAUAUAUCAUUUGAAAGUUCGAUGAAAUUUCUGCAUUUGCAGCUUGAUAACCUUCUCUUCUCUUUAUAAGAGAAAGGAAGCACAAAUAUGUAUAUUGAUUAUACACUGAAUAUGUAAUGCUUUACGUAUUCUUCACUGUCA
Lycium barbarum (goji berry) is the source of this 1664-nucleotide messenger RNA. Its product is annotated as E3 ubiquitin-protein ligase RHF2A-like. The record is from RefSeq and is a predicted model, not a curated record. Lineage: Eukaryota; Viridiplantae; Streptophyta; Magnoliopsida; Solanales; Solanaceae. Gene Ontology annotation, molecular function: ubiquitin-protein transferase activity. Bases 176 to 1213 code for a protein of 345 amino acids. The transcript is spliced from 9 exons.